UUGAUUCUGGGACUGAGUAGGAGUGGGCAGGCUAUAAAAAGUUGAAGAAGACAGCCCGGAGCAGAGAGAAGGCUCCGGAUCAGGUGGCUGGAGAAAGCGGUCGGACAGACAGGCAGACAGACAGACAGACAGACUGACUGACUGACUGACUAACGGAGCCCAGCGCUGUCAGACGCUCAGGUGACUGAGAGGACCAGAGCGAGAGAAAGGGAGGACCGACGGCCAGAAGCGGUUCUGGCUAAGCUGACUAGGCAGCGGGGCAGAGCUGGGAGCGCGCCACCGGCCAGCGCGGGGAUGCUACCAAGUCUGCUCUUUUCCCACCUGUUGGGGGUCUGGCUGCUGCUCAGUUUCUUCCCCGGGGAGCUCGGAGCCCAGAAGUUCGAAGACACCCCGAUGAAGCUGUGUGGCCGCGAGUUCAUCCGGGCGGUGAUCUUCACCUGCGGAGGGUCUCGCUGGAAGAGGAUUUCCAUGAUGCAAAAGAACCCGGAACCCCAACAGGAGGAUCAGAUUCCGGAGGAGAUGUUUAUUCCCCGUAGCGGUGAUGUGGAAAAAGUAAAGUUAGAACCAGAGUUCAUUCCUGGCUGGAAAGAGGGACAGAUUCCCCUGCCAAACAGAGGCUGGGACUCCCUGAAGAAUAUGCUUUAUGAUCACAAUGAAGAUUCCAUCCCCACCAAGGAGGAGAUCCUGAUGGGUUAUGAUGAAUUCAAGGAAGCUAUUGAGAAAAACAAAAAUGAAAUCAAAGCCAUUGAUCCUUUGGAACAGUAUGACUUCAUGUGGGGGACACAUACCCGGAAAAAAAGAGACAGCUCCACUGGGAUAGCAGAUUAUUGUUGUCAAGUGUCUUGUACCAAAAAUGAUAUUGCUAAACUGUGCUGAAAGGAUACAACGGUGUAUUUCUACUUUUAAAUGUGUAUUCUUGGUGUCAAAUUCACUUUUGCUUUGGGAAAGCACAAAAGGUUGAAUUAACUUGAAAAAUCACUUUAAUUAGUUUGCUUUCCCCCCCUAGUAGUCUGCAAGAAUAUGGUACUUUGUAUGACCAAGGUCUUUUUUGGUUGUUAAUUGUUAACCUCUUGAACGGCUCUCUAUCUCCUACUAUCAGUACAAUUACAUGAACUGCCUUUUCAUUUUAUUGACAGGAUUUUGUUGCAGUAAAUAAAGUAUUGAUCACUUCAA
Messenger RNA from Monodelphis domestica (gray short-tailed opossum), 1173 nucleotides. It is a transcript of the gene RFLB, whose product is annotated as relaxin family locus B. Gene Ontology annotation, molecular function: hormone activity. Gene Ontology annotation, cellular component: extracellular region. NCBI's taxonomy places the organism in Eukaryota, Metazoa, Chordata, Mammalia, Didelphimorphia, Didelphidae. The record is from RefSeq and is a predicted model, not a curated record.